CUAUAGCCCUAGAAGCGCCAUUUCUCGGUCUCCGUGUGUUCAUGUGAGCAGAGGGAGGGAGCAGCCAUGAAUGGGAGGGAGAAGCAGAAGCAGAAGCAGAAGCUACUGAUACUAUACGCAUCCCAAACUGGAAAUGCAUUGGAUGCAGCGGAGCGCAUCGCCCGUGAGGCCGAGCGCAGAGGCUGCCCUGUAACACUUCUCUCCAUCGACUGCUUCAAUGCCGGUUCUCUACCUUAUGAGGAGAAUGUGAUAUUCGUUGUUUCCACCACAGGCCAGGGAGAUACACCAGAUUCCAUGAAGGCAUUUUGGAAGUUUCUUUUGCAGAGAAAUCUUAGUCAGAGGUGGCUAGAAGGAGUUCAUUAUGCUGUGUUUGGGUUGGGUGAUUCUGGCUACCAGAAAUAUAAUUUUGUUGCAAAGAAGCUUGACAAAAGACUUUUAGAUCUUGGAGCAGUGGCUAUUGUUGAAAGAGGUCUGGGCGAUGAUCAGCACCCUUCAGGGUAUGAAGGUGCUUUAGAUCCUUGGAUGUCCUCCUUGUGGAAUACAUUGAGUAAAAUGAAUCCAAAAUUCUUCCCGAAUGGUAUAGAUUUUCUGAUUCAAGAUGCACACUUGAUUGAUCCACCAAAAGUUCAAAUCACAUAUCAUGAUGUUGACAAGGUGCAUUCACACUUUUCAACUGACUCAGAUUUGAAGUGUAUUGAGAUGCAGAUUGAGAGAGUUCGAUCAAUGCAUCCUGGAAAAUUUUCUCGUGACAAGAAUAGGCCAGACUGCUUUUUAAGAAUGGUUGAGAACCAUUCCUUAACUAGAGCAGGCUGUGAAAAAAAUGUGCUCCACAUUGAGUUUGAAGUUCUUUCAUCUGCUAUUGAAUAUGAAGUUGGUGACAUUGUUGAGGUUCUCCCCAGUCAGAGUCCCAUUGCUAUAGACACUUUCAUACAAUGGUGUAAUUUGAACCCUGAAUCAUUCAUCACAGUUCAUCCUAGAGAGAUGGAGAAUCACCUUCCCAAUGCUAAUAUAAAUGAUUCAAAGAUCCCAAUCAAAUUAAAAACCUUUGUAGAAUUGACGAUGGAUGUUGCGUCAGCUUCUCCCCGGCGCUAUUUCUUUGAGGUCAUGAGUUUUUUUGCUACUGCUGAACACGAAAAGGAAAGGCUUCAAUAUUUUGCCUCACCUGAAGGAAGAGAUGAUCUAUACCAGUACAACCAGAGGGAACGAAGAACUGUUCUGGAGGUAUUAGAGGAUUUCCCUUCAGUGCAAAUGCCAUUUGAGUGGCUGGUGCAGCUGGUUCCUCCAUUAAAAAAACGAGCUUACUCCAUUUCUUCUUCUCAAUUAGCUCACCCUAAUCAAUUGCACCUAACUGUGAAUGUGUCACCAUGGACAACACCUUUUAAGAGGAAAAGAACUGGUCUCUGUUCAAAGUGGCUAGCUGGACUUGAUCCUCAACAAGGGGUGAUUAUUCCUGCAUGGUUUAUUAAAGGUUCCCUUCCUGCCCCACCACCAUCAUUUCCUCUCAUUCUCAUUGGACCUGGGACUGGUUGUGCGCCUUUUCGUGGAUUUGUGGAGGAAAGGGCCAUUCAAAGUAGAUCUGGUUCAACUGCUCCCGUUCUUUUCUUCUUUGGUUGUUGGAACGAGGAUAAUGACUUCUUAUACAGAGAUUUCUGGUUGUCCCAUUCACGAAAUGGCGGUGUGCUUUCAGAAGAAAAGGGUGGAGGCUUUUGUGUGGCCUUCUCAAGGGACCAGCCACAGAAGGUCUAUGUGCAGCAUAAGAUGCGAGAGAACAGCCAGAGGAUCUGGAAUUUGUUGUGUGAGGGAGCUUCCAUCUAUGUUGCUGGUUCUUCAACUAAGAUGCCCUCUGAUGUAUUUUCUUGCUUUGAGGAAAUUGUAUCCAAGGAAAAUGGAGUUCCAAGGGAAUCUGCUGUGAGAUGGCUUAGGGCACUGGAAAGGGCUGGUAGGUACCAUGUGGAAGCAUGGUCUUGAGCAGACUUCUCUACAAUGUAGUGAUGUACCAAUUUUUAUGUUGUACACUACAUGUUUUGAUUGGGUGUUCAUGGAAGUGCAGAGUCUGGAAAAAUCAGGCAGGAGUUCGUAUGAUUUGAUUCAUGGUAACAGCUGGGAUAUGGAGUUGCCAAUCAACUAAGAAUUAAAUUUUGAUUUCAUGUACGAUAUCUUGAAUAUUUUCUGAGAUAUAUAAUUCAAGAGUUAAGGUUAUGUUUGGUAA
Messenger RNA from Vitis riparia (riverbank grape), 2209 nucleotides. RefSeq names its product NADPH-dependent diflavin oxidoreductase 1. The record is from RefSeq and is a predicted model, not a curated record. Lineage: Eukaryota; Viridiplantae; Streptophyta; Magnoliopsida; Vitales; Vitaceae. The coding region runs from base 67 to 1968 and encodes 633 amino acids. Gene Ontology annotation, cellular component: cytosol. The transcript is spliced from 12 exons. Gene Ontology annotation, molecular function: NADPH-hemoprotein reductase activity; FMN binding; flavin adenine dinucleotide binding.